This is a messenger RNA of Sciurus carolinensis (gray squirrel), 7288 nucleotides long. It is a transcript of the gene Srpx2, whose product is annotated as sushi repeat containing protein X-linked 2. The record is from RefSeq and is a predicted model, not a curated record. Lineage: Eukaryota; Metazoa; Chordata; Mammalia; Rodentia; Sciuridae. The transcript is spliced from 11 exons. Bases 438 to 1835 code for a protein of 465 amino acids.
UUCCCCCUGUUCUGCAGCAGACAGACGGAGCUCUUCUAAUCCUUCUGUCUCUUCUCCCCCAUCUCUCUAAAAUUCUUCUCUAAGGGAGAAACAGCUAUAGCUUUGGGGAUAAUAUAGCUUUAAGGCAACUUUUGGCAAAUGUGAACGUCCUAACAUCUGGGCAGUGUUAACAGAAUCCCGGAGGCCCGGACAAACCAGGAGCCACUCGUUCUAGGAAUGUUAAAGUAGAAGUUAUUUUUUCCCCCGACUGAUGAGAGGAGCAGAAAGGAAGGAGAAAGAGGAGGAGAGAGAAAGAGCACAAAAAACUAUAACACAGAUCCCAUAUAUCUGUCCUUCUCACUUUUGGAAGCUUAUAAGUGGCUGGCUUCUGAAAGCAUUUUCUGGGUACUUUUGACCACAUAUCCCCAUUUUUACUUCCAUAACCCUCCCUUUCAAGGAUGGUUGGUCAACUAAUUCAAAGAGGAGCUCUUUCUCUGCUGCUCUUCCUAACUCCGGCUGUGACACCGACAUGGUAUGCAGGCUCAGGCUACUAUCCAGAUGAAAGCUACAAUGAAGUGUAUGCAGAAGAGGUCCCACAGGUCCCUGCCCUAGACUACAGAGUCCCCCGAUGGUGUUACACAUUAAAUAUCCAGGAUGGAGAAGCCACGUGCUACUCACCAAGGGGAGGAAAUUAUCACAGUAGCCUAGGUACGCGUUGCGAGCUCUCCUGUGACCGGGGCUUUCGACUGAUUGGACGGAGGUCAGUGCAAUGCCUGCCAAGCCGCCGUUGGUCUGGAACUGCCUACUGCAGGCAGAUGAGAUGUCAUGCACUGCCAUUCAUCACUAGCGGCACCUACAGCUGCACAAAUGGAGUGCUUCUUGACUCCCGCUGUGACUACAGUUGUUCUAGUGGCUACCACCUAGAAGGUGACCGCAGCCGAAUCUGCAUGGAAGAUGGUCGAUGGAGUGGAGGCGAACCUGUAUGUGUAGACAUAGAUCCUCCCAAGAUCCAUUGUCCCCACUCACGUGAGAAGAUAGCAGAGCCAGAGAAGCUGACUGCUCGAGUCUACUGGGACCCACCUGUGGUGAAAGAUUCUGCGGAUGGUACCAUCACCAGGGUAACACUUCGGGGCCCUGAACCUGGUUCUCACUUUCCUGAAGGAGAACAUGUGAUUCGUUACACUGCCUACGACCGAGCUUACAACCGGGCCAGUUGCAAGUUCAUUGUGAAAGUACAAGUAAGACGCUGCCCAGUUCUGAAGCCACCACAGCAUGGCUACCUCACCUGCACCUCAGCAGGCAACAAUUAUGGUGCCACCUGUGAAUACCACUGUGAUGGCAGUUAUGAGCGCCAGGGAACCCCCUCCAGGGUCUGCCAGUCCAGUCGCCAGUGGUCAGGAUCACCACCUAUCUGUACUCCUAUGAAGAUUAAUGUCAAUGUCAACUCAGCUGCUGGCCUCCUGGAUCAGUUCUAUGAGAAACAGCGACUCCUUAUCAUCUCAGCUCCAGAUCCCUCCAACCGAUAUUAUAAAAUGCAAAUCUCUAUGCUACAGCAAUCCACAUGUGGACUGGACCUGCGGCAUGUGACCAUCAUCGAGCUGGUGGGGCAGCCACCUCAAGAGGUGGGGCGCAUCCGGGAGCAACAGCUGUCAGCCAGCAUCAUCGAGGAGCUCAGGCAAUUUCAGCACCUUACUCGCUCCUACUUCAAUAUGGUGUUGAUUGACAAGCAGGGUAUUGAUCGGGAACGCUACAUGGAACCUGUUACCCCUGAGGAAAUCUUCACAUUCAUUGAUGACUACCUGCUCAGCAACCAGGAGCUGACCCAGCGCCGGGAGCAAAGAGAUAUAUGCGAGUGAACUUGAGCCAGGGCAAGGUUGAUAUCAAGGGAAAAUUCCCCCAAUUAGCUGAAAUUGAGGCCUAAUUAAAGGAAGAAAUGGUUUCCCACAGCUCUAGGGACAGGACUCUGAGGUGAGUGAGGUUUGCCAAUCCAGGGAUAUUUCAAGACAUCAUUUUAGUUCUGUCAUAGUUUUCCUAAGCAAGUCUCUGCUUCAAGUAGCACUGGAGAAGCCUAAGAAGCUAAGCAGGGACAGGCUUUGGGCAGUGGACUGGGGGUAGGAAGUCUUCAUUUCCUGAUCUGGGACUCUGCCCUGCUCUCCAAAGUCUUUCAGAUAAGUAAAUGCUAAAUUCAUUCACUUACGGGUUGUGUUUUAAAUGGCUCCUAUACCCUGAGGUGACAGCAGAGGGCAGCACAAUUGCAACAGACAUCCAGGACACUUCAAGAAGUGUAGCUGCAUUUUCCUUACAAUUUAACUAUCUCUGGCUGGGGUGGGGUGGCAUGGAUCUAAAAAACAUUCUUGAACCUCUUUGUCAUUUCCCCUUAUAGGGCAUUGGGCUAAAAAUAUUGUUUGAACCAUUGCUUCAUCAAGAGUUAGAAAAACAUUGUGAUGGGAGGGAGUUUGGGAAGAAAAAUUCAGUCACAGCGUAAUGCUGUCUCCUGACCCUUCCAGCUGGCUCACAGGCAAGAACCUCUGCCUACUGAGGCCUCCAGUCCCAUAACAAAAGGCAGACAAUAUUGUUUCUUUAUUAGAGAAACCUCCUCCCAUCCCAUGAUCUAGGGUACUUUAAAACCACCACUGAAGAUAGUAGGGAAAGAAAGCAGACUCAGCCUCAUGUAUUAACUUCCUCAGACAACCACAGAGCAGGUGGUAUCUACAGUGGCACAAAGUCAAGUCUUAAGGAUCAGGCCUGAAAGUAAAUUAAGAAUGGGCUAUUGGGCUGUUAGAGAGUGGAGCCAGAGUCCUGGGUUUUGUUGUUUUGUGUGUGUAUGUGUAUACUGGGGAAUCAACUCAUAGCCCUGCAUAAGCUAUGCAUGUACUCAACCAUGGAACUACAUCCCCAGCCCCAGAUCCUCCUUCAGUCCUACCUAGUGGUGUGUCAGUGUUUGAAAGAAAAGUUUUCUUCCCCUUGCUGUUGAGAACCUUCUUUUAUAAAUUCAUGGAAUCCAGAGUCAUAAUUAAACUAAGCAGUCUUUUUCCUUCUGUUUUAACCAGGGGAUCAUUAGUGGAAAACUAGAGGGGAGAGGAAGUAGACUGGGUGGGAGGCUCAAGCAUUCACUGUGUACCAGGUGCCAUUCUAAACACCCUGAUGAUUCACUCUGAGGUCUUCACAAGACCCCUAUAAGGUAGGAACUGUUAUUAGCUCCCUUUUACAGAUGCGAGAUUAGGCAAUCUACCUAAGAUAACUAAUAAGUGCCACUUAUUAGUGACAGAGUUAGGAUUAAAACAGUAGCAGCCUGGUUCCAGAGUCAAUGUUCUUAGCCAGUAUGCCAUCUGGCUACUACUUCUUUUUCUACUCCCCAGUUAAAGACAGCUGAAUGCUCUAAGCAAGAAGAAAGGUUCCAUCUUCUAAAAUCCUACUCAGAUAUAAGACUCAGAGUAAUCCCUGGAGGAAAGAGGGAAAUGAAAGUCUCACCACCCAGGAAAAUUCACUCUUUAAAGUAGUGAUGGGACAUAAAUCAUGAGUCCAGAACAUAUGGGGUUAGUAGUGAGUCAGAAAGAAGCUAUUUCCACUGGGGGUAUAGUGGAAAUCUCAUUUUCAAAAUGCAAAAUAAAAUAUUAGGCAGCUUCUGGGUGGAAUGGAACAUGGAAGAAAUGAUCAAACUUGGAAAAAAAAUUCCUCCUCCAUCUUCCCUCCAGGGGAAUACAGAAACUUUGAAAGGCCAAGGGCAAGUUAUGGGCGGAAGGCAAAAUACAAUGAGUUCAUGUGGGAAAUAAAUUUCUGGUUAGACAAGGUCUGUCGUUCCAAAGGCAAAUAUUGCACACUGGGAAAGAUAAAUGCCCUUCCUUGUCUUUAUCACUAAUACUCCAAGUGGCAAGUCAGGACAGGCUGCAAGCCAAAGACCCAACAGAUAACAGAGGGGGGCCCAUUACCUCCUGAACAGAGUUCUCACCUGGACCUGAUUCUUCCAUGUUCCUCUAGUUUAAAACAACUUAAGAGCUUUUAUUUCAUUUUGAGUAGCAAAGUCAAUCUUGCUUUUUUUAACUAGUUUUACUAUAACCUCCUUUGUAGAUUAUGACUAGAGAAAUCCCAACUCCUAAAGCAGGGGAAAGAAACUGGAGCAGAAUCAGCCCCACAGCCAGACCCAAAGGGACUAGCAAGACCCUGAUAUAUACAUAUCUCUAUUUCUCUCUCUGAACCUCUCUGGCCCCACAUACACACACUUACACAUGUAUGUGCACACACACACUCUCAGUUUCUCUUUCUCUCUAUCUCACACACACAUACACACACACACAACACACAAACAAGCUAUAGUCACAAAGCUAAGUAAUAACCCAAACAUUCUGGUUUUUCUACUUUGUAAUUAAACCCACUUCUCUAAGAUAUUUUAGAAGAGAUGAGUCAUCCCUUCCUCUUUUUCUUCCCAUAACACAUAUACCAUUCUCACAUGCUUCAGUAGAAUCAGACCUUGAUUCAAAUCUGUACUCUGUUAUAAGGACUCAAGUUUCCUCAUCUGUAGGAAGGGAAGAUUUCCUACUGCAAAAAGUAUAUUGGAAAGAUCAAUAUAUAAAGCCUUGUACACAAAAGACAUUUGAUAAAUAUUAACACCCUUUUGAACAAGAGAUCAAGAAUCACUUGGGCUCUACCCACAAACCCAGCAACUAAUUUCAGAGAUGGGUUACUUAGCAUCUGUGUUAUUUAUCUCUCAAAACUAAAUUAUGGUAGUAGAAGUAGAGCAAGAAAUCCCCAAUUCCCAGAAAAAUGGAAGAAUACAGAAAGAAGUGCUUAUAUAGCAGGGAAUGUCUUCCCUCACCUCCUAUGUGAAUAUCCCCCCCAACAAGGGAGUAUCUAUAAAGCAAAAGAUGGACUUCCCUUGGUACCUGAGAAAGAGAAAAGGGGUGCCACUUUUAAGAUGGAUUUUCAGUUCUCUCCUUAGAUACCAAACAUACAGGACAAAGGAUUCAAACUCAGGAAAGGUAUCAGGCAGCAAUGUAAAGAAAGGCAAAUUUUCUUCAAAUCAGCACAGGAUGAUUAGGGAAAGGCAUUUGUCACUCUGGUUCUUACCCUUCAGGCCAUAUGUAAAAUGAACAACAGUUAAGUCAGUAUAUCAUAGACAAUGGCUUCCACAGAACUAACAAAUGAAAACAUCUGACAAGAAAGCUUUAUUGAAGCACAUAUUCAUGUCAGGAGUGGAAAACAAAAGAACAAGUUACAGCCCAGGAUCCCAAGUUAUGCUUUCCAUUACAGUAUCAAUGCACACCAAACAAAUCUUUUAAAACAUUCCUCAAUUUAGUUCACACAUACAAUAGAAACUACCAUACCUGCCCUCAAACCAGUGGCCUCAUAGAAACAUCAGCUAGCAACUGCCUCUACUGAAAGGUAUUUCUUUUCUGGUAUAGACUCCCUUCUACACACAACUUUGUAUGGAAUACACUCACAUGAAUAAAAGGUCAGUUUGGAAGAGUAUCAGAAAAUGAGUUAGUUUACUAGAACCCUCUUCAAAAAGUCUCAACACCACCACACCCAUGUUACAUGCAGGUCAAGUUGAGGAAACAAUAGAAAAAAAUUAGAGCUGAAACCAUAUCAGGUAGGAGGUCAGAAUAACUGGGAGAUUCUCUAUCCACUUUCUCUUGGAGCACUAACAAUCCCCAGCCUGGGGAAGCACUGUGCCAUUUAGACAUUCUUUGGCUCUUCUGACACAGAGGUAUGUAGUCCAUAGUCUGCAUGGCAACAUAUCCCAGACACAAACACUGAGAAAGAUGUGGUAUAUGAGAGUGAAGAUGUCUCAUCUUUUAUUAGAGAAAUGAGGACUUCGUUCUCUCUCAGUUAACUGCCAUUAUCAGUUUAAAACACAGAGACAUCAGCACGGGCUGUGAAACACUUUACCCUCAGUCACUCAGGUCCUCUGGAAUCAGCCAGAAGGUCUCACUGGGCAUGUUCAUGACUCCAUCAAAAGGCCAUUAUCUAAUUAAAGUGCUUUUCUAAACCAACUCCAUUAUAAGAUUUUCCCAAAGGUCUAGUAAAGGCAUCUAGAACUGGAAGGAACUGGGGAGUUUUCUUAGCAUUUCAAAGAAAACCAUAUACCCAAGCAAGGUGAAAACUACUUAAAAACAAGAAAAGAUAAAUUUUCCAGAUAGAACAUGAAUUAAAAGUGUAAAUUAGAGAGAAGGAGAGGACCUAUUUACCUCUCCUGAUAUUCCCCUCUUUAGUGACCCAACACUGUUUCCCAGAGUCUUAACCUCAGAUCAGGCACACUUUGAACUACAGACUGAAACUAAUAACAAAGGUAGCCAGGACUUCCUGGAGAAAUAGGAACAAAGAUAUUAAAAAAGAAGGUAGAAAGUUGUUUUAAAAGAUUUUUAAGUUAAUUAAACCUCAUAAUUAUGCAAGAAAGAAUCUUAAAAUAUACUACAUUGUGCACAAAUAAAAACAUUUCAAAGAGGUCCUUUCUCUUGAGCCUGCUUUUAAAAGGGGAACAAGGCCACAUCACUCUAGCUAGCAUAAUGAAAGCUGCAGAAAUAGUGCUUGUACAUACACAUCUAACACACACAUAUUAAAUUAGAAAUCUUUGCUCUUAGUUUUGUUACUUCCUCUGAUUUGUCAUGGCCAGGGCUGGACCUGUAGAAGGUCAGGAAUUCAUAAACCCAGCUUCUGCUUGGCCAUUGAGGAACGGAGUUGCAGAGUCCCUUCAGCCCAAGACCCUGGGUAUUGUCGCAUCUUCUGCCACAGGCUCACUUCUUCCCCAGUCGAGUCCAUCCAGUCCACCACUUCCCCAUUACUGAUCCCUGAGGAGAAACACCAGAGAAUGCUGACCAGGGACCCCACUGCUUGACCCAUCAAUGAUGAGUUAUAUAGCAAGGGUAACUGCUCCAACGACAGUGUGCUAUGAAGAUGGGCUGAUGAGGACAGCAAUCUGGGAAGUGUUCCCUGUUGAUCCUGCUCAGAGUUUUCUAUGCUCCUGAGACUAUCAGGAGAUUCUGGGUUGGUGAGAUAGUACUACAAAUACCACAUGGUCACUAGAGACUUCUUAUUCAGAGUAUGUUACAGAGCUCUGGAGUCUGCCACCCAUGCCAGAGCUACUGUCAUUAUAUUAUUACCAAAUUGAUUUAAAUUUCUUAAAAACUGAACAGCUUUUUCUCUAGCUGUAGAUUCCAGCCAGCCUAAAGUUAGAAUUAUGUGGCGUAAUUCCUAUUCUUUUGUUCAUUCAUUCUUUUGGUAAGUAUUUACUGAAUACCUUACUAUGUGCCAGGUAUUCUUCUAGGCUCUGGAGAUACAAUGAUGAAAAAAGUUGAAAACUACCCCUGGCUUC